CGGCGGAGCGGCGACCCAGCUGCGGGAGGAAGCCAGUAUGGUGCUGCCGCCAGAGCUGCCGCCGUUACUGCUGUCGCUGCCGCCGCUGUUACUGCUGUCGCUGCCCUGGGUGCCCACGGAAGCCAGGACCGGGACGGUUGGCGUGCUGGCGCCCCGGGAGGUGAGCGGCCUCCUGGGCGACACGGUGGAGCUGUCCUGCAAACUGCCCCCGCUGGAGCACGAGGUGCACGUGACGCAGGUGACAUGGACGCGGCAGGAUGCAGUGGGGAACGAGCUCAACGUGGCGGUCUUCCACCCCAUACAGGGCGCCAGCUUCCCCGAGCCCGGCCGGUUGGAAUUUGUGGGCGCCAGGCCGGGCCUGGAGCUGCGGGACGGGUCGCUGGCCCUGCGGGGGUUGCGCGCCCAAGAUGAAGCCAACUACACCUGCCGCUUCGCCACGUUCCCCGAGGGCAGCAGGAGCGCACGCACUUGGCUCCGCGUGCUCGCCCAGCCAGAGAACAAGGCCGAGGCUGAGGAGGUUCCACUCAGCCCGCUCGGCCCGGAGCCUGUGCCUGUGGCCCGCUGCGUCUCCAGUGAGGGCCGCCCACCCGCCCAAGUCUCCUGGUCACACCUGGAUGGGAAGACCAAUGAGAGCCAGGUGCCAGGACACCAGCCUGGCACGUACACCGUCACCAGCUUCUUAAUCACAAUACCCUCAAGCCAGACAGAUGGCAAGCAUGUCACCUGCAGAGUGGAACACGAGAGCUUCAAGGAGCCCAUCCUGCUGCCCGUGACUCUCGAUGUGCCUUACCCCCCAGAGGUCUCCAUCUCCGGCUUUGAUGACAACUGGUACCUCGGCCGCAGGGAGGUCGCUCUGAGCUGUGACGUCCGCAGCAAACCGGAGCCCACGGGCUAUGACUGGAGCACGACCAACGGGACCCUGCCGCCCUCUGCUGUGGCCCAGGGCUCACAGCUCCUGAUCCAGACUGUGGAUGAGUCCAUCAACACGACUUUCAUCUGCCAAGUCACCAACGCCCUCGGGACUGGCCAGGCAGAACUGCCCGUCCUGGUCAGAGAAGAACCUCCCAACCAGGCGCCACAACAAGGCUUGUCCACUCUGGGCAUCGCUUUCCUGAUAGUGGGAGGAGUCCUUGUCUUUCUGGCCCUGCUGGCCUUCCUGAUUCGUUUCUGGCUGUCCAGACGCUCCCGUCGUGACCAACACCGUUCCUCGGCUAAUGGCGUGAGUGUGGUGGUGGGGCUGAGGAGGGUGUGGGACUCUGCACGAACCACAGACUAAUUGCAUGGACAUUCCCAAGGAGGUGACAGGCAUCUCUGGGGACCUGUAGCAUUUAACCAAACGCCAGCAUGGUGUCAGGAGCCAGGUCCUGGAUUUUCUCUCCAGAUGUCUUGAGCCAUGGU
Molecule: messenger RNA, 1398 nt
Organism: Lontra canadensis (Northern American river otter)
Lineage: Eukaryota; Metazoa; Chordata; Mammalia; Carnivora; Mustelidae
Gene: PVR
Product: PVR cell adhesion molecule
Exons: 7
Coding region: 38-1276 (412 amino acids)
Biological process (GO): positive regulation of immunoglobulin mediated immune response; regulation of viral entry into host cell; susceptibility to T cell mediated cytotoxicity
Cellular component (GO): apical junction complex; focal adhesion; extracellular exosome
Molecular function (GO): cell adhesion molecule binding
Source: RefSeq, a predicted model, not a curated record